AAAAAUGUCUCGUCCAUUCAGCAGACCACGCACUCGCAUCUACGACGUUAACUACAACAUCGGCGAGAACUACUACAGGCCAGCAAUCGAUCGCCUGGAUCGCAAAUAUUCUGGAAGACCAUUGAGUCCUACUCGUCAGACCUCCAUCCCGAGGGACAUCAUCGACCGCCACGAGAAAGCCUUCCAGGAUGAGGACCUUCCCACGGCCCGCGCUCGCGCUUCAAAACACAUCACCGAAGCUAACAUGUUCGAUUCACGCGGCGGAAUUAUGAAAGCCAUGGAAAUGGUCGAAAACAAUAUUGAUGAGGAGACUGCCUCAAAACUGCAACGCAUUAGAGCUAAUAAGAAAGUUUCAAUUAUCGAUGAUAUCGACAUGGACCAGACCAUGAACAAUAUCAAAGCUCGUCGCAUCAAAGAUAGGGCUGACAAAAUGCUGGAUUCCGUUGGAAUCACCACCGUCGACAAAUCGAGCAGAUCCGUCGACAAAUCUAGCAGAGCCGUAGAUGAGGGAGUCAGCUACAAGAGAUCCACCUUGAAAGUAACUAUGGAUUCAAGCGCGGAUAAUAAGGAUCUUACCAAAUGGUCGAAGCUCAGCUCUACCGAGGAGAAGGACAGUGGCGCAUCCCUCAGGGCCAAACAAUCCAUGGCUAGAUUGAACGAGCUGGAGGAUGAGAUGUCCGCUCUUCAGGAGAAAGCCCAGAUUAGAGAACGCAGAGCCGCUAGAUUGCGCGCGAUCGUUGCCGAAGCCGCCGAAGAGAGCGAAGUCUGCACUGGUUCUACCAUGAGGGUCAGCUCCCGCCAGAAGAAGGAAGCUAUAGAAUACUAAAUCACACUUUUUUUUAUAAUAUUACUAUCGAUCAUUAACGUAUCUGCAUUUUCCUAUUUCUGCUUGUACAUGUAUAUAUGUAAUAUAAACGAAAAAAUAAAAUUACUUUGAAAAAGUAGAA
Molecule: messenger RNA, 947 nt
Organism: Nicrophorus vespilloides
Lineage: Eukaryota; Metazoa; Arthropoda; Insecta; Coleoptera; Silphidae
Source: RefSeq, a predicted model, not a curated record